AUCACAGGCGAACAGAAUUCCACUUAAACCUUAAUUUCUUUGACUAUAAACCGAUUAAACGCAUUGAACGUUGUUGACAGUUUCAAGAUUGUAAUUUAAUUAGGUAGCCGUUGGGGUAUAGGGACACGAUGAGCUGAAAUUGAGGCUAAAUUAAGAUCAAUUGCGGCCGUACGUUUACCAUUGCGUAAUUUAUUGGUUUCAUUACAACCCCGUUAUUGACGUCUUGCAACCGCACCAACUUUAAUACGAAUCAAAGAACUAAUACGUGAAAUUAUUGAUUGUCUACCCCCAUUAAUUUGUUUAGGUGGCGCGUUUGUGUGUACUUUCGGUAACCACGGCAACGACGGACGGUAAAUUGUUAAUUGUCAGAUAAUACGACAAUAUAAUGUCAAAUGGAACCUUUCUGUUGAUGAUUUGUGGACAAAUCGAGUACGUAGAGACUUUUACAUCGGCGGGUACAACCUGGCAUUGCAAGUAUGAAUUCGUAUCGGGAACUGAUUGGAAAAUCGUCGGCGGUCUCCAGUCUGGUGUUUCGCAAAUUGUCAACGUCUCGUCUAACGACAACAAGGUGAUACUAAAUUUACCAAUUGAGGUUGUUUACAAGUCAACCAACCCCCACGGAUGGCCGCAGAUUGUGCUGAGCGUUUACAAGGGGACAAAUUUGCAAGGAUAUGGAAGAGCUUACGCGCCGCUUCAGGCGGGUGUUCACAAGCUGAAAGUAUCAACGUCCGCCCCAUUGCCAUCCUCGCUCUUGGGAAAAGUCGCUACGCUUUUCGGCUAUCAACCCGAAUUAUUACAGCCUGCAAUGCUGGCGACAACUGCAGGUAAUAAUCUGAUCCAAAUGGUCUCAAGCGGCGAAGCUUCGAUGGCACUAAACGUAACGUUUCACGGAUUACAGGGAUUAGAAUAUGACAUGGGAAAAUCCUUCCAGAAUUAAGGACGCGCUUCUAUUCCGUUCGCAAUUUUAACGAGUAUAUCCCCAAAACAACAUUUCUAAUAAUUACAUAUUAUACGAAGCGCAAAAUGUAAAAACCCUUUUUUGUUGCGAUAAUGUCCAAAUGUGUGGCGCAGUUAUAAUCAACAACCCCUUUGGAGACAACAGCCCUCUAAGAAGCGCCAUUACGAUGUUACUGGGGAAACCUAUAUUGACUCAUGCUGGGAACGGCAAGGAAUGUCGAAAAUUUAAUCUCUGUUUAGAGAACGUUUGCAAUGUCACGUUUCAUGCUGAAAUA
Messenger RNA from Photinus pyralis (common eastern firefly), 1232 nucleotides. RefSeq names its product B9 domain-containing protein 1-like. Lineage: Eukaryota; Metazoa; Arthropoda; Insecta; Coleoptera; Lampyridae. The record is from RefSeq and is a predicted model, not a curated record. The transcript is spliced from 3 exons. Gene Ontology annotation, cellular component: MKS complex. Gene Ontology annotation, biological process: cilium assembly. The coding region runs from base 386 to 937 and encodes 183 amino acids.